AUGAUUGCAGCAGACUCGACCCAGACAAACUCAGCGGCCGUGCUCAGGCCAGGCGGCUCAUUCUACUAUGAAGACCGGGAGCUGCCAGUUAUUCAGUCCGAUAGGGACGUGAUCGUGAAAAUAAUCGCAACCGGGCUUUGCGGCUCCGAUGUUCACUACUGGCAGCACGGACGUAUCGGUCGCUAUGUAGUAGAAAAGCCACUCAUCCUAGGUCAUGAGUCAACGGGAGUUGUGGUGUCCUGCGGCAGCAAAGCUGAGGGAAUCGCAGUCGGAGAUCGCGUCGCCUUAGAGCCCGGUGUAGCUUGCAAUACAUGCCAGGCGUGUCGCAGAGGUCGCUACAACCUCUGUAGAGACAUGCGUUUUGCAGCAACGCCCCCGAUCGACGGAACACUUUGCACAUACUAUCGCGUCCCAGCCGAAUGCUGCUUCAAGCUGCCCGCUCACAUCUCCCUCAGUCAGGGCGCAUUAGUCGAGCCAUUGAGUGUCGCGGUACAUGCUUGUCGGCUCGCCGGCGAUAUGCAAACCAAGUCCGUCAUUGUCUUCGGAGCCGGACCAGUUGGCCUUCUCUGUUGUGCUGUUGCCUGUGCCUUUGGUGCGAGUACAGUCGUUGCGGUCGAUAUUGUCUCCAGUCGACUUACGGUAGCUAGCAAAUACGGAGCCACGCACACGUACCAGAUGCAAGACGCAUCGCCUGAAGUCAAUGCGGUGGACCUUCUCAGAGCAGCGAGGGUGGAAGACGGAGCGGACGUGAUCCUGGACGCGACGGGAGCGGAGCCCUGCAUUGUCUGUGGCCUGCACGCGGUCGCGCCAGGAGGCACUUUCAUCCAGGUGGGAUUAGGUCGGCCCAGCGUCACGCUACCCAUUGGCCAAGUCUGCGAUAAAGAGGUCACAGUCAAGGGCAGCUUUCGCUAUGGCCCUGGAGACUUCCAGACCGCCAUAGGACUGCUCGACGCCCGGCGUGUUAACCUGGACGGUCUAGUUACGAACGAAUAUACCUUUUCGCAGGUCGAAGAAGCGUUUCAAAAUGUGGCGAACAGGGUUGGGAUAAAAAGUGUCAUAUAUGGACCGGGGGUGGAAGCAGAAAUGGCCAACUCAGUUGCAGCAUAA
This is a messenger RNA of Aspergillus saccharolyticus JOP 1030-1, 1107 nucleotides long. Its product is annotated as NAD(P)-dependent alcohol dehydrogenase. Gene Ontology annotation, biological process: D-sorbitol catabolic process. NCBI's taxonomy places the organism in Eukaryota, Fungi, Ascomycota, Eurotiomycetes, Eurotiales, Aspergillaceae. Gene Ontology annotation, molecular function: L-iditol 2-dehydrogenase (NAD+) activity; zinc ion binding. The record is from RefSeq and is a predicted model, not a curated record. Bases 1 to 1107 code for a protein of 368 amino acids. The transcript has 3 exons.